This is a messenger RNA of Leptidea sinapis, 1556 nucleotides long. It is a transcript of the gene Nop56, whose product is annotated as nucleolar protein 56. Gene Ontology annotation, molecular function: snoRNA binding. Gene Ontology annotation, cellular component: small-subunit processome; box C/D methylation guide snoRNP complex. Bases 165 to 1541 code for a protein of 458 amino acids. The transcript is spliced from 8 exons. NCBI's taxonomy places the organism in Eukaryota, Metazoa, Arthropoda, Insecta, Lepidoptera, Pieridae. The record is from RefSeq and is a predicted model, not a curated record.
GCACACGAAGCGUCGAUUAUCGAAGUCGAAGUGUUCAUUUCCGUAAGUGAAAUGAAAACACGUGCUGUUUUGAAAACAUAAAAUAAUUUUAUUAUAAUGUUUGUGUAUUUAUAUUUAAUUAUUUGACUAGUGACACUGAGUGCGAAGUGAUUUAGUUCUUUACAAUGAGUAAGCUUUACGCGCUCUUCGAGCACUCUGCAGGCUUCGCCUUAUUUCGCGUUGCGGAGUUUGAGGAACUAGCUGCGUUUAUUCCUCAAGUUGAGGAGUCUGUGACAGACAUACAGAGGUUCAACUCUGUAGUCUCACUCAUCGCUUUCCAGCCCUUCAAGUCUGCUAUUCUUGCUCUGGAGAAUAUUAACGCUGUUUCUGAAGGUAUCUUACCAGAUGACCUUAAUCUCUUCCUUGAGGGAGCUCUACCUAAGAGGAAGAAAAGAGCAAAAUGUACCCUUGGUGUGGCCGACCCUAAGCUUGGAGCAGCUAUCACAGAAGCCCUGGAAAUGCCUUGCUCCCAUACUGGUGUUGUCCCUGAAAUACUGAGAGGGAUCCGGCACCAUUUCCAUUCAUUGAUAAAAGGACUGACACUUAAGGCAUGCAGUGUAGCACAGCUUGGUCUAGGCCACUCAUACUCCAGAGCUCGGGUAAAGUUCAAUGUGCACAGAGUUGAUAACAUGAUCAUACAGUCAAUAGCCCUAUUAGACCAGUUGGACAAAGAUGUCAAUACAUUCUGUAUGCGGAUCCGUGAAUGGUAUUCAUACCAUUUCCCAGAGCUUGUUAGUAUUGUGCCAGAGAAUCAUCUGUACACAAAGUGUGCUGAAUACAUCAAGGACAGGAAGAGUUUGUCUGAGGAAUCUGUGGAACCACUAACGGAGAUUCUUGGAGACUCGGAGAGGGCUCAAGCAAUUAUUGAUGCAUCUAAGAUGUCAAUGGGAAUGGACAUAUCACCCGUUGAUUUGAUAAACAUAGAGAUGUUUGCCAAGAGGGUUGUUUCAUUGAGUAAUUACAGGAAACAAAUAUCAGAGUACUUGCAUACAAAGAUGCAGUCGGUUGCACCGAACCUGACAACAUUGAUUGGUGACCAAGUCGGAGCCAGGCUUAUUUCCAAGGCAGGUUCCCUUACCAGCCUCGCCAAGUAUCCUGCCUCUACACUACAGAUAUUGGGCGCUGAGAAAGCUCUGUUCCGAGCGCUGAAGACAAGGUCUAACACACCCAAGUAUGGGCUGCUGUAUCAUUCAACAUUCAUUGGCCGAGCUGGUAUGAAGAACAAGGGCAGAAUCAGUCGCUACCUCGCCAACAAGUGCUCUAUUGCAUCCAGGAUUGAUUGCUUCUCAGAAAAUCAAACCACCGUGUUCGGAGAGAAACUUCGGCAGCAGGUUGAAGAUCGUUUGAAGUUCUAUGAGACUGGAGAUAUUCCGAUGAAGAACAUUGAUGUAAUGAAGCAGGCGAUGGAGGAGAUAGAACAGACCCAGGAGAGUGAGGCGAGCGCCAAGAAGAAGAAGAAAAAGAAGAACAAGAAGCAGGAGGUCGAAGCUAUGGAGGAAUAAAUGAUAAAGUUUUAA